Psammomys obesus (fat sand rat) is the source of this 4232-nucleotide messenger RNA. RefSeq names its product cysteine and serine rich nuclear protein 2 (gene Csrnp2). The transcript is spliced from 6 exons. Lineage: Eukaryota; Metazoa; Chordata; Mammalia; Rodentia; Muridae. The record is from RefSeq and is a predicted model, not a curated record. Gene Ontology annotation, molecular function: sequence-specific DNA binding; DNA-binding transcription factor activity, RNA polymerase II-specific. Gene Ontology annotation, cellular component: nucleus. Gene Ontology annotation, biological process: regulation of transcription by RNA polymerase II. The coding region runs from base 410 to 2035 and encodes 541 amino acids.
CGGGGCGGUUCUGGGCUGCGCUGCCCGGGGCGCCCGAGUGCAGAGCCGCCCGCCCCCCGCCGCCUGCCGGCCGGCCCACACGCCCUGCAGCCCCGGGAGCUGCGCGACGAGCCGGGCCAGCGGGGCGCGCCUCUGUCUGCUCCUCUUGCACACGGGCUGAGGCGGCAGCGGGGGCGGCGGAGACCGUGACGGGAGAGACGGCCGCGGCGGGGCCGGCCCGAACAGGCAGCCGCCUGCCAUCCAUCCCUUUGAGUGCUGUGGUCCUGAUUCAUCCUUUUAGAAGGGUUAAGAGUGGCAGUGUGACACACGACGGUUCUUUAGGAUGAAAGAAUCCUGACGCUCCUGGCUAGCUGGUGGUGAGCAGCUCGGGGCCAUCGUGGUUGGCUCCCAAGGGAAACUUUUGAAGCCAAUGGAUGCAUUCUCGGGCUCCGGGCUCAAGAGGAAGUAUGAUGAUGUGGAUGUGGGCUCAUCCGUUUCCAACUCAGAUGAUGACACGUCCAGCAGCGACAGUGCUGAUAGCUGCGACAGCCUUAACCCUCCUACAACGGCCAGCUUCACACCCACAUCCAUCCUGAAGCGGCAGAAGCAGCUGCGGAGGAAGAAUGUCCGCUUUGACCAGGUGACUGUAUACUACUUCGCCCGGCGCCAGGGUUUCACCAGUGUGCCCAGCCAGGGUGGAAGCUCUUUGGGAAUGGCCCAGCGCCAUAACUCUGUACGCAGCUACACACUUUGUGAGUUUGCACAGGAGCAGGAGGUGAACCACAGAGAGAUUCUUCGUGAGCACCUGAAGGAAGAGAAGCUUCACGCCAAGAAAAUGAAGCUGACCAAGAACGGGACGGUGGAGUCAGUGGAGGCUGACGGCCUGACGCUGGACGACGUCUCAGAUGAAGACAUUGACGUGGAAAAUGUGGAGGUUGACGACUACUUCUUCCUUCAGCCUCUGCCCACCAAGCGGCGCCGGGCCCUGCUGAGGGCCUCUGGGGUCCACCGGAUUGAUGCUGAGGAGAAGCAAGAGCUCAGAGCCAUCCGCCUGUCUCGGGAGGAGUGUGGCUGUGAUUGUCGGCUCUACUGUGACCCGGAAGCGUGCGCCUGUAGCCAGGCUGGGAUUAAAUGCCAGGUGGAUCGCAUGUCCUUCCCCUGUGGCUGCUCCAGGGACGGCUGCGGAAACAUGGCAGGGCGGAUCGAGUUCAAUCCCAUCCGAGUGCGGACUCACUUCCUCCACACCCUCAUGAAGCUGGAGCUGGAGAGCAAGCGGCAGCUGAGCCGCCCAGCAGUCCCGGAGGACGAGCCCACGCCCUCCGCUGGCUGCAGCCUGCCAGGCACGCCAGGCUCAGAGACGCAGGACUUCCAGGAGUUCAUUGCCGAGAACGAGACAGCCGUGAUGCACCUGCAGAGUGCAGAGGAGCUGGAGCGCCUCAAGGCUGAGGAGGACAGCGGCUCCAGCGCCAGCCUGGACUCCAGCGUGGAGAGCCUGGGCGUGUGCAUCCUAGAGGAGCCCCUGCCAGUUCCCCAAGAGCUGUGUCCAGGCCUGGCCACCCCCAUUCUCAUCCAGGCUCAGCUGCCCCCGGGCUCAUCCGUCCUGUGUUUUACCGAGAACUCGGAGCACUCCGCCGCCUCCCCGAUGAGCAGCCCGUCCUACUUGAACAGUGGGCCUCUGGUGUACUACCAGGUAGAGCAGAGGCCGGUCGUGGGAGGGAAAGCAGAACCUGGCUCAGAAGAGGGCCCGGCUUCCUUCCCCAAGGAGAAAGACCUGAGCGUUUUCUCCCUCCCCGUUACCUCACUGGUGGCCUGCAGCCCCUCUGACUCAGCUGCCCUGUGUGAAGCAGAGCUGGGGAAAACACCCGCUCUGGACAAACUAUUGCCUGAUGACUGUGACCAUCAGGAGCCUGAGGGUGAAGACUUCCACCCCUCAUGGUCUUCCUCAAACCUACCCUUCCGAACAGACAAUGAAGAAGGCUGUGGAGUGCAGAACUCACAGCAGAGCGAGGACCAGACCCCUGAAGACUCUGCCCUAGAACUCCCUCUGGCAGUGUGACCAGAGACAGACAUUGCCCAUUCUCUAUUUAUUAUUCAACGCCAUUUCAAAACGAGACUGCUGCUCCCAGGUUAUUUUGUCUUAGGAAAGUGGGUAGGAAACGGUUGGUAGUGCGUGUAUUUUGAAAGGGGAAAGUACCUAGGAGGCCAGCCCCAGCUGCAGAGCUCUCUGGGCCACCAGAGUGAGCUGGAUAGCUCAAGCAGCUCUUGGGAAUGCUAAGGCCAGACCCAAGGAUGCGAGUGGCUCCCUGUGGGGCUCACUGGCUCCUCAGACACCCGGUCUUGGUGGAUCAGACAUGCUAAUGGAAAGGCUGCUCAGCUGAGUCUGAGAUGGAGGCCACAGGAGUCUCCACUUCUGUACAAAACUCCCAGGAGUCCCAAGGUUUAUUCUGGCUCUCCCCACCUGCAACUGGUAAAUAAGUUAAUUUUCCAUGUUUGUUGUUCCCUGAUCUGCUCUGCAGACCGGGGAUUCCUGGUCUGUAACUUGAAUUGUUUCUUUCAUAUGUGCUUAGGUACUAGAGUUAAACUUCUCUGCCUUUUCCUUUAUCCUUUUCCCUUGAAAGAAGUCCAGGUUGGACAGGGGCGCGGUACAGAGUGAGGCUUGCGUGAAAGGCAGGGGCCCAGUGUGGAGCAGUCUGGAAACUAACUGUCAGGCUUGCUCUCUGACCUUCUCUUCCCCACAUGCUCCUGUUGGCAGUCUGGAAACUGACUGUCAGGCUUGCUCUCUGACCUUCUCUUCCCCCACAUGCUCCUGUUGGCAGGGCUUGGUCUGAAUGGAAGGUAUACUAGCACAGGUCAUCGGCAGCUGAGGACUCUGUGCCCACCCUCACGGCCCUUCCUGGUACUGGAGGCUUAGAGAGCUUUGGCUAUUACAGCUCUCUCCUGAGAAGGCCCGGCAGAUGGCCCCCAUCUGGAGAUUGAUGAAAACUGGAAGUCAGACUGAUUCUUAGUUAUGACACAGGACUCCCAGAUUCCAAAGGAUUCAAGAUCUUCUGGCCUUUGAAAUGUAUAGACUGGGACAGACUCAACACUUACCUCAGGCAGUAGAUUUUGCUCCUCAUGUCUUAACGUUCCAAGAUCCCUGGUCAGCCCUGAGUUUUUAUUGGCGAUGCUACCUCUGCAGUAGGUGCAAAAUACUGGCCUCUUCUAUCAUUCUUCACUAACCAGGAAAGAAAAGCAAAUGUUUUCUUCUGAUUUUUUUUUUUUUUUUUUUUUUUUGAGACAGUGUUACUAAAUAGUCGUAGCUGGCUAUGUAGACCAAGCUGGCCUCGAACCUGUGGCAGUCCUCCUGAUCCAUGCAUCCUGAGUGCUGGGAUAACAGGUGUGUACCACCUCACCUGGCUUUAUUUAUUUAUUUAUUUAUUUUUGGUGGGGUGAUAAGGCCCUGGUGUCAUAAAGCACAGUUCAAUGCGUACGGCAGCAGAAACACCUGGAAAGUCUAAACCUGGAGGACCUGUGCUCACUACAGAUACUCUUUAGCCCGUUCUGACACUUUGCCUUCCUCGUUUUGCUUGGUUCUGUUGGGGUCCUUAAAGAAGUGCACAGGCUCUCUCUAGCCUCAUGAGUUACCUUAAGAGGUUGAGGUAUCCACACCCAGGCUAGAACUCUCAGAUCCACGACAGAAGCUUAGCGGAGACUGGCUGAUGGGAGAAUCUUUUUGAAAGUUUGUUAGAAGGGCAGGGACUCAGCCCCUUCCCUCUUCAAGACUCCAACUUUCUUAGCCCUUAGAUUUGGAUUUUUCAUUAAGAAACAGAAAGACUAGUCAGCCACCGAAACACUUUGUAAUUCUGUUUAAGUCUAGUUUCUUACGCUGACUCUGUGUUCUGAUCACAGUACCCCCAGCUUCUCAGUGCUAAGUAUUUAGCACUGACUGAUGUCAAGCAAAGGGCCUUUUCUAUAACGAGUCCAGCUCAGCUCCGGUGCUACCCGAGUUGGACAGAACUGUAGUCCCUGCUUGCCAGGAAGGCGAGGCCUUGGUCACAGCAGCAAAGCCAGCCCCUCACAGGCCUGGAUGAGCUGUGGCUCUGCCGCAGCCCAUCAUGCUGUCGCCUCGCCUACUGUGUGAGGUCCACUCUCAGUGUGAACCCAAAGCUUGUCUGGCUCUCUGAAAAACCAUCCCCCUCUAGGUUCUUCACAUUGUAAUGAUGCUGUAUUUAAGAAGAAUAUUUAAAUGUAAUAUUAAAGAAAUACUCAAGGUG